Messenger RNA from Letharia columbiana, 2310 nucleotides. RefSeq lists its product as uncharacterized. Bases 1 to 2310 code for a protein of 769 amino acids. Gene Ontology annotation, biological process: intracellular protein transport; exocytosis; Golgi to plasma membrane transport. Gene Ontology annotation, cellular component: membrane; exocyst. The record is from RefSeq and is a predicted model, not a curated record. Lineage: Eukaryota; Fungi; Ascomycota; Lecanoromycetes; Lecanorales; Parmeliaceae. The transcript has 4 exons.
AUGCCGUCUGUAAUUGAUCCUCGAAUGGAGCUGGAUUAUGCUGUGCAGCAGAUUGUGCAAGCACCCUCCGACAACGAAUACUUCAACCAGCUUCUUCCCGCAAUCAAGGACGCAAGCAAAGGCGGCCAAAGUCAUCAGCUUCUGCGAUCCUUGACACAAUACUCCGCAAACCGCGAGUCGGAAAUUGAACGAAUAUGCAACACGAACCACCAAGGCUUCGUCAGCUCAGUCAAUCAGUUGCUCCACGUACGCGAGGGGACCAUCGGCCUAACCUCCGAGAUCCUCGCUCUUAACCAUUCCAUUCAAUCAAGCACCGAGAAGCUGGCUGAGCAGAAGAAGGCUCUUGUUGACUCGCGCGGGGUGCGACAAAAUAUAGACGAAGCUACCCAAGCUCUGCGUGAUUGCUUGGAUGUCCUUCGAUUAGCCAAUCAGGUUCACGAUCUUCUGAGUAGAAAAAGUCGUUAUUCGGCAUUGAGAGCUCUUGAUGAGCUUCAGAGUGUCCAUCUCAAGGAGAUAACGCAGUACAAAAUUGCGGAGAUGAUCCAGAAAUCAGUUCCUGCCACCAAGAAGCUCAUCGCGGAGGCUGUGAUGACGGAUUUGAACACAUGGCUCUUCCGGAUCAGAGAGACCUCGCAAUUCCUGGGUGAGGUGGCCUUUUACCAUACUGAACAGAGAAGGACCCGGCAGAAGGACCGAGCGGAGGCACUACCCGACCUCAGCAAUUUCAAGCUGAACUUUGCCAUCGAGCUAGUUUCUGAUGAGACCGAGGAGUUUGACAUCCUAGACAAUGAAGAUGUCCAAGUUGACUUCACGCCUUUGUUUGAGUGCCUUCAUAUUCACAAUGCCCUUGGCCAGAUUGACAGGUUCCGCGCCGAAUACGCUGCCACUCGAAAGCAGCAGAAAGAGCUGCUAAUGCCUUCUUCCGUGACCUUGAUCGACGCAGAAAGCGCAAGCCUGAGCGAGCUGUUGGAAGGCAUUGCCGGCUUCGCGAUCGUCGAGAAGGCGACGAUGAAAAAGACGCCGGAAUUGCGCUCUGCUGUUGAUGUUGACGAACUUUGGGACUCGAUGUGCCAAACAGCCAUCACGCUUAUCUCCAAGGCAUUGCACGAGGUCACCAAUGCUGAGGUGCUACUUAAGAUUAAAGGCGUCAUCGCGCUCUUCAUCCAGACUAUGGAAUCUUGGAGUUACCCUGUGGCCGCUCUUGAUGCUUUUCUUCUAAAGCUCUUCGAGAAGUAUGCCGAACUCCUGAAAAGACGUUUCAGUGAUGACUUUCAAGAGAUUGUCUCGACGGAUGACUACAUGCCAAUGCCAAUAAGCAAACUAGAUGAGUAUGACAAGGUUGUCAACGUAAGCUGGUACACACCGGACAAGCCACGCGAAGACAUACGCUUCCCGUGCGUUCUUCCCUUCUCUCAGAUGUAUCCCCUGUGCUGCAUCGACAUCCGAAAUUUUCUAAAUCAAUUCUACUUCUUCUCCGACGAUCACUUUCAGCAUCCAAGGGUUAUCGACGAGACUCUCAAGACUUCUCUAGAUGAGCUUCUCUCGGAAAGCGUCUGUCGACUACUGGUGGAAAGGCUCAAUUCGCAGUAUCUUGGACAAAUCGUCCAAAUCCUGAUCAACUUAGAGCAUUUCGAGAUUGCUUGCCGUGAACUCGAGCCAUUGCUUGCUGCUGCUAGGUCUAACGCUUCUGUUGAGGGAAGCGUUAGCCUUAGUGCUACAGAAGAGUUCCGUGGCAACAAGAAAACCGCAGAAAAACGAAUAUUCGAGCUCGUCAAUUCAAAGAUCGAUGAUCUUAUCGGUACGGCAGAAUAUGACUGGAUGGCACCCACGCUCGAGAAGGAGCCCAGCAAUUACAUGCAAACAUUGACGAGAUAUUUGUCGAACAUCAUGAACUCCGUGCUCUUAGGACUACCUACAGAGAUCAAAGAAUUGAUCUACUUCGAUGCACUGAGCCACGCAGCAACUAUGAUACUGUCUCUUCCUCUGUCAACGGAAGUAAGGCGGAUCAAUCCUAACGGCGUGGCUGCGCUCGCGAAAGACGUUCAGUAUCUUACUGAAUUCGUGGAUACGCUUGGAAAUCCAAUAUUGCGAGAGAAUCUGGACGAGCUUCAGCAAACUAUCAUGUUGAUGCAAGCCGAGAACUCCGAUGAAUUUUACGACAUUGCCACGAGAAAUAAGAAAUAUGGAAGAGUCGAUGCAAUGAACGGCCCCAUUCUACUCGAGAAACUCACCCACACGGUGCAGAGUCCAGCUCUUCUGAAAACAGACAAAUUCCAGGCCCUGUCCUCGCGCUUUGGCAUGAAGUCUUGA